Molecule: messenger RNA, 1254 nt
Organism: Sclerotinia borealis F-4128
Lineage: Eukaryota; Fungi; Ascomycota; Leotiomycetes; Helotiales; Sclerotiniaceae
Source: the annotation of a GenBank genome assembly
AUGUCCGGCUACGGAAACGACGAUCAAUCUGGCAGCUACGGCGAUAACCAGCAGCGUUACGGAAGUCGCAACACUGAUACUCAAUCUGGUGACUUAGGCAGCUCUGAAAGAGAUAAUACAAGCAGUGGCUUGGGCGAUGAUAAUACCUCUUCGGGUGAUGCAUAUGGCAGCACAAAGAAAGAUAACACGGGCCGUGGCUUCGGCGAUGAGAACACUUCCUCGGGUGGUGCAUUUGGCUCUACUACUGGUGCUGGAAGUGAUUCAUAUAACAACGAUAAGAUUGGUGGGUUUGGUGGAGUCAAGGCUAGCUCGGCUGGAUAUGGUGAUGAUGUUACUGGUGACCGCGAGACCUCAGGUGGAUAUGGUGGAAUGGAGAGUCGCUCUCAGGGUCUGGGCGGACGCGGUGAUGAUGAUACUACAUCGGGUGGUUAUGGAGGUAGCAAGCCUGGCUUGGGAGGAAGAGGUGACGACGAAGAUACUUCUGGUGAAAAUGGAAAGAAGGAUCUGACCUCAGGUGGCUUCGGUGGUGAUGAUACUACGUCUGGAGACUAUGGUGCUACCAAGUCUACCUCUACAGGUUUUGGUGAUGACAGUACUACGUCAGGAGGAUAUGAAAAGAAAGAUAUUAGCUCAAGUGGCUAUGGUGGUGAAGAGACUACUUCGGGGGGUUAUAGCACCACCAAGUCGGGUUUGGGUGGAAGAAAUGACAACGAUGAUACUUCUGGUGGAUAUGGAAAGAAGGAUUUGACAUCAGAUGGCUUCGGUGGUGAUGAUACUACAUCAGGAGAUUAUGGUGCUACCAAGUCUAACACUGGAGCUUUCGGUGAUGACAAUACUGCGUCAGGAGGAUAUGGUGACAAUACAUCCAGCUCUAACACAUUUGGAGAAGACACUCAAAUCUCCGGUGGAUACGGAAAGAAGGAUUCGAGCUCGGGUGGUUAUGGUGGUGGUGGUGAUGAUACAACAUCGGGAGACUAUGGUGGAGAUAAACCUAGCUCUACUGGCCUCGGAGGCAAUGCUCAAAGCACUGGAGGAUAUGGCGGAGAUACCCAAGCCACGAGCGGGUAUGGUGGAAACAAGAGCAGCACUGAUACUUAUGAGCAGACUUCAGGUGGCUAUGGCGGUAACAAGGACCAGACUUCAGGCGAUUCGUCAGGUAAUUAUGGAUCAAACGAUACUCAUGACCAAGGUGAACAUAAGUCUGGAUUGAAGAAGGGUUUGGAAAAGGCCAAGGAUUUGUUUCACAAGGAUUAA